This is a messenger RNA of Eucalyptus grandis, 730 nucleotides long. RefSeq lists its product as uncharacterized. Bases 158 to 526 code for a protein of 122 amino acids. Gene Ontology annotation, biological process: proton motive force-driven ATP synthesis. NCBI's taxonomy places the organism in Eukaryota, Viridiplantae, Streptophyta, Magnoliopsida, Myrtales, Myrtaceae. The record is from RefSeq and is a predicted model, not a curated record. The transcript is spliced from 3 exons. Gene Ontology annotation, molecular function: proton transmembrane transporter activity.
CCGUCGAUCUCACCUUGUUCGCUUCUUCCCAUCCUCAACGCAUUCCCGCGAUUCCGUGUCCGAUGAUGAUCUAGUGAAAAGCGGUCGUCUUCCCGUAUGCGAAUUGUCGAAAUCCCGACCGAUUCAUAGUCUCCUCCGAGCUGCGGAGGAAGAAGCGAUGGCGUCGAAGUUGCUUCAAUUGCAGAAGAAGGCAGCUGAGGCGACUGGGUAUGCGGCGAAGCAUGGGAAUGCCUACUACAAGCAGUUGAUGGAGCAGAACAAGCAAUACGUUCAGGAGCCGCCCACUGUGGAGAAGUGCCAACUGUUGUCCAACCAGUUGCUUUACACUCGUCUUGCCAGCAUCCCUGGUAGACGUGAGGCAUUUUGGAAGGAAGUGGAUUACCUCAAGCAACUAUGGAAGAACAAGGAGGAGCUGAACAUUGAGAAUGCUGGCAUAGCUGCUUUGUUUGGUCUUGAGUGUUUUGCCUGGUUCUGUGCCGGUGAGAUUAUUGGAAGGGGGUUUACUAUCACAGGAUAUCAUGUCUGAGAGAUAUUGCUUUGAUAAUAAAGGAUCUACUACUUUCAGUUUAGAUUUCCAUAAGUGGGUGAGUUAGGCACCGAUAGGGUUUCCAGUGCGAGAUUUUUCUUUUAUAUACUUUGAGCUUUGGUAUAGACGAAUCUUUGCUGAGGCACUAACCCAUAACUUUAGUCUUAUGUACCCAUCUCAAAUUGAGUUGAUUCAUUUCUUUUC